This is a messenger RNA of Plutella xylostella (diamondback moth), 1182 nucleotides long. It is a transcript of the gene Prx6a, whose product is annotated as Peroxiredoxin 6a. Gene Ontology annotation, molecular function: peroxiredoxin activity. Gene Ontology annotation, cellular component: mitochondrion; cytosol. Lineage: Eukaryota; Metazoa; Arthropoda; Insecta; Lepidoptera; Plutellidae. Gene Ontology annotation, biological process: cellular oxidant detoxification; cell redox homeostasis. The record is from RefSeq and is a predicted model, not a curated record.
UGUCAUGUCAAACAUGUGUCAAACAAAACAAAUAAAAAGCCGGGGAACUGCGAUUUUGUUUUAAAAAUAUUUUUGAACCAAGAAGAGAACUGGCUGGAUAGAUCUUGUUGUGAUAAAAAAUAAAGAAGUCAAUUUUUCAAAAUAUUUCAGUUUCAAUUUACUUUUUGAAAAAUAACCUAAAAACAUGUUGCUUGGUGAUGUUUUUCCCAAUUUUACUGCAAUAACAACAGAGGGGCCCAUAGACUUCUACGAGUGGCUUGGAAAUUCUUGGGGCAUCCUAUUCUCUCACCCUUCAGACUUCACUCCAGUCUGCACGACCGAGCUGGCCCGUGUCAUCACCCUGCUCCCAGAGUUCGAAAAACGGAAUGUCAAGGUCAUCGGCACAUCGUGCGACUCCGUCACCUCUCACGAGGAGUGGUGCAAGGACAUCAAGAGCUAUGCAGGCUACACGGGCGCCAAGUUCCCGUAUCCCAUCAUAGCGGACGCGGACCGGUCACUAGCCGUCCGUCUCGGCAUGCUGGACGGGGCGGAGCGCGACGCGGCGGGGGCGGCGCUGCCGGCGCGCGCCGUGUUCGUGGUGGACCCCUCGCGCGCCUUCCGCCUCGCGCUCUUGUACCCGGCCACUACCGGACGCAACUUCGAUGAGAUCUUGCGCGUCAUUGAUUCUCUCCAGCUGACGGACAAGGCGAAGGUGGCGACGCCUGCCGACUGGAAGAUGGGAGACGACUGCAUGGUGCUACCGACAGUUGCUGAAGACGAGGUCCCGAAGCGCUUCCCCGCCGGGGUGACCGUGACCGCGGUGCCUUCGGGCAAAAACUACCUGCGCAAGACUCCCUGCCCCAAGGUGUAGCGGGGACCACUUGGGCUUAUUGUCUAAUGUCUCACCAGUUGUCUAUCGCUAGCUCGUUUUUGGUCGGACGAAUUGUAAUUUUAAUGUUGUCAAAACCUUAAAUUAUUUGUCUAAAAUGUAUCUCUAUAAGAUUCAAAAUACAUCUUAUAUCUCAUUUUUACCACUAGUGAGAGCUAGAGGUACCUAGAGCGGUGGUAGCUCAGUCGGGUAAGCGCCCGCUUCUCACACCAGAGAUGCGGGUUCGAACCCCGGCAUGUACCAAUGAGUUCUUUGAAUUUAAGUACAGUGUAUACCUUCGCUCUUACGGUGAAGGAAAAAAUCGUGAGGAAACC